AUGGGCCCGGGGCCAGGCGCGGGGCUCCCGCCAGGGGGCGUGGCCGGCGGCCCCCGCCCCGCGCCGCGUGCUCACCUGGGGAGUGUGGCAAUCCUGGCGGCGCCGAGUGUUGCCCGGGCCGGAGCAGCGGAGCGCGCGACAGUGGCGGCGACGGCUCCGGCAGCGGCUCCCGCGGCGGCGGCGGCCGGGGACUGGAGGAAGGAGACCCUGGCUUCGCAGGGGGCCCGGCUGGGGCAGAGGCGAGGGGCCUGGGGGGGCGCUGGCUUUGGCCCCGCCUGGGGCAGGAUGGUGAAUCUGGAGUCCAUGCACACAGAUAUCAAGAUGAGUGGGGAUGUAGCCGAUUCCACGGAUGCUCGCAGCACUCUCAGCCAGGUGGAGCCAGGAAAUGAUCGAAAUGGCCUAGAUUUCAACAGGCAGAUUAAAACCGAAGAUCUCAGUGACUCCCUGCAGCAGACCCUCUCCCAUCGGCCAUGCCACCUGAGUCAAGGACCUGCCAUGAUGUCCGGAAACCAAAUGUCUGGGCUAAAUGCCAGCCCAUGUCAGGACAUGGCUUCCCUCCAUCCGCUCCAGCAGCUUGUGCUGGUUCCCGGCCACUUACAGUCUGUAUCCCAGUUCCUGCUAUCUCAGACCCAGCCUGGGCAGCAAGGUCUGCAGCCAAAUCUCCUCCCCUUUCCACAGCAACAAAGCAGUCUCCUCCUCCCACAGACUGGGCCGGGACUGGCAUCCCAGGCAGUUGGGCGCCCUGGGCUGCCAGGAUCCUCUUUAGAACCCCACCUGGAAGCAUCCCAGCAUCUCCCAGUGCCCAAGCAUCUACCCAGCUCUGGAGGGGCCGAUGAGCCCAGUGACCUCGAGGAGCUGGAGAAGUUUGCCAAGACCUUCAAGCAGAGGCGCAUUAAGCUGGGCUUCACACAGGGAGAUGUGGGGCUGGCGAUGGGAAAGCUGUAUGGCAACGACUUCAGCCAGACCACCAUCUCACGAUUUGAGGCCCUCAACCUGAGCUUCAAGAACAUGUGCAAGCUCAAGCCCCUGCUGGAGAAGUGGCUGAAUGAUGCAGAGUCCUCUCCGUCAGACCCCUCAGUGAGCACGCCCAGCUCCUACCCCAGCCUCAGUGAAGUAUUUGGUAGGAAGAGAAAGAAACGGACCAGCAUCGAGACCAACAUCCGCCUGACUCUGGAGAAGAGGUUUCAAGAUAACCCAAAACCCAGCUCGGAGGAGAUCUCCAUGAUUGCAGAGCAGUUGUCCAUGGAGAAGGAGGUGGUGAGGGUCUGGUUCUGCAACCGACGCCAAAAGGAGAAGCGAAUCAACUGCCCUGUGGCCACACCCAUCAAACCACCUGUCUACAACUCCCGGCUGGUAUCUCCCUCAGGGUCUCUGGGCCCCCUCUCUGUCCCUCCUGUCCACAGUACCAUGCCUGGAACAGUAACGUCAUCCUGUUCCCCUGGGAACAACAGCAGGCCUUCAUCUCCUGGCUCAGGACUCCAUGCCAGCAGCCCCACUGCAUCUCAAAAUAACUCCAAAGCAGCAGUGAACUCCACCUCCAGUUUUAACUCUUCAGGAUCUUGGUACCGAUGGAAUCAUCCCACCUACCUCCACUGAGACCAAAAAGUUUCUCCUACUCCACCUGGCCCUGUAUUCCCCCUGGAAGGAAGGGAAUCAUGCCUUCUAUAUACAGACAGAUUGCCUUCAGAAGAGUGGAAGAAAAUCUCCACUAUCAAUGAACCCAGACUCUUGUCUUCUUCAAGAGCAAGGGCCUCUGGAGAUCCAAACUGUGAUUGAACCAAGUGCAGACUCCUAAUGCUCUUGAAAUACACAGCCCCUCCUAGGAGCUUACCAUUUUCACCUUCCUUGCCUAUGCCCUUGCCUUCUAGUUCCAAAUAUUUUAGCCAGCUUCACUGUGGCAAUAGUCUUUCAGAGAAAAGACUUCUUGCUGUUAUUCUCCAACUCAUCCAUGGGCUUCUGGGGACAGCCAUUUGGCUGGGGUGCCAAACACCAGAAGGGGAGAUAAUAGUUUUGACUCUGAACUUGGCCACAACCCCUGAACUGAUCCCAAAAUCUGUGAAAAGAUUUGAAUCUGAUAUCUCCACCAAAGCCUUGAUGUUUUCUCUGUACAGCUAAGUUUUCUGAUGGACUCUUCAUCUCACCCCAUUUUUUAACCUCGCCCCCUUUUCUACAAUCAAAUCCAUUCAUUAUUGCGCCCUCCAGGUCCCCUCCUUUUUGCAGAAGGUGUAAAAGAGCUGCCCUAGGUGGGUGCCCUGGGCAUGUUGCAACGCCCGCUGGUGCCCUUCUGUCUGUCCACAUCUGCCUAGGGCUCAGGAGUGCCUGUUCUUUCCCUUCCUCCCUGUGUUUCUCUUUAUCCUGUCCUCUCUCCUUUCUCCUGGCAGCAGAAAAGGAAGAACACAAGAGCAAACACACAACAAUGAUGGUGGCAAAGUACCUGUAUAUAUAGCCCUUUCCCAUUUUUUGCAUUAUGUUCUUAACUCCUUAAUGUGGAAUCUUCCAGCAAAAUGUUUAACUCAGGUGUGAUUUUUGAAAAUGUCUCUGUAAUAUUUUAUCUUCUUUAAAAAAAAAGCGGGGGUGGGGGGGGAAAUACCAAAGUGUGAAAUACUGUGCUACCUUCCAGAGUUCCCACAUGGGCUGGGAUUUUUUUUUCUUUUUCUUUCUUUCUUUUUUUUUUUUUUGAGACAGUCUUGCUCCAGCCCAGGCUGGAGUGCAGUGGUGUGAUCUUGGCUCACUGCAUGCUCUGCCACCUGGGUUCAAGCGAUUCUCCUGCCUCAGCCUCUCAAGUAGCGGGAUUACAGGCGCCCACCACCCAAAAUUAGCCCAGCUAAUUUUUGUAUUUUUAGUAGAGAUGGGGUUUCACCAUGUUGGUCAGGCUGGUCUUGAACUCCUGACCUCCUGAUCCACCCACCUCAGCGUCCCGAAGUGCUGGGAUUACAGGUGUGAGCCACCGCGCCUGGCCUGGGCUGGGAAUCUUUGUUGACUUCUUUGGGAACAUUAUCUCUAGAGUCUGCUUUUUUGUGGGCCAGUUUGUAGAGAUGUAACAUGAAGCCAUUCCAGAAAUGGUAACUUAAAAAAAAAAAGACUACAUGUCUAGGAAACUGUUGAGAUUCAAAGGAAUCUCACUGUUCCUAAAUAAAUGUGUAUAGUGAUUACG
This is a messenger RNA of Pan troglodytes (chimpanzee), 3154 nucleotides long. RefSeq names its product POU class 2 homeobox 3 (gene POU2F3). The record is from RefSeq and is a predicted model, not a curated record. Gene Ontology annotation, biological process: regulation of transcription by RNA polymerase II. Gene Ontology annotation, cellular component: nucleus. The transcript is spliced from 13 exons. The coding region runs from base 1 to 1596 and encodes 531 amino acids. Lineage: Eukaryota; Metazoa; Chordata; Mammalia; Primates; Hominidae. Gene Ontology annotation, molecular function: RNA polymerase II cis-regulatory region sequence-specific DNA binding; DNA-binding transcription factor activity, RNA polymerase II-specific.